This is a messenger RNA of Racocetra fulgida, 1628 nucleotides long. The record is from the annotation of a GenBank genome assembly. NCBI's taxonomy places the organism in Eukaryota, Fungi, Glomeromycota, Glomeromycetes, Diversisporales, Gigasporaceae.
AUGGAAAACGUUACUGAUGAUCAAAUAGCAACACGUUUCUAUGACCAUUUAAAAGGACAGCGCUCUGUCCCCAACCAUAGCAAAAAAUUUGUGACCCAAAGCUUGCUUAGAAUUAAGCAAUACGUAGAAUCGAAUGUCAAAGAACUUGACAAGGAAAGAAUCUUUUUAGUCUACUUCGAAGAUGACGAUGAUGGCGCAACCUACAUUGCCCUGCCCUUAUUAAUUCGCAACGGACACCACUACAUCCUCUCGCAUGACGGACUCCUGUCAAUUAGAUUAUUGUCCAUUCACGCCUAUGAACUGAAUGAGCUCUUCCUCGAUACCGUAGGAAGAAAACUCAAUUGCUCAGACAAAAUAGUCGUGGUUGAAAAAUCCAAUCAAAUCGAUGGGCACAAUGCAGCACUAUUUCAUGACGGUUUGAAUAGUGAAAUUUGCCUCGCCGAACUUGACAAAGAUGAUCAAAUUCUCAAAAAAAUUGAACUGCUCCCCGGAGGUUCAUCAGAAGACUUAAAUAUUUCAAGCAAAUUGCAAACCAAAAUUAAAAUGAUAGACACAGCUGAGAGCGAAGGGAUUAUUUCUCACGCAAGGGCCGAACUUUUUCGUGCUAAACUUCCCUACAAACCAGACUUCACAACAGACGAAAUCAAAGAACUUAAAAAGAAUCACACUCCGAUCACUAAAGUGAUGCUGGCUGAUCACGCUCCUUUGAUUAAUCACCCCUCCACCAACGUUGACACCGCAGAACCCGCUAUUCACUCAGCUCAAACAACCAAGGUCCCCAUCCACCUCCCUCCUGUCAACCCAGAAUACCUAAACAAUUACUAUCUCGAGAAACUUAAAUUAGCCGAAAAGCAAGAGAAGUUCAUCCCCAACCUUGGUUUUACCGAACAGUUUAACGACACCAAACCAUUCACAGCGAUUCCAUUAGAGAGACGCACCUUUGAUGAGCAACUAUACAUCAAGAAAGUUGAAGAAAAUGCCAAUAAAAGGCUUCACAAAUCGCUCGCCACCUUAAUGAACAUUGCCGACCGAGCAGACACCCACUGGCCAGACAAUUUCGCGGAUAUCUUUAUUAAGAGUCAGAUUCUUAAAAAACUAGAAAAAAUGUGGAGCUCAGCAAAGGCCGGUCAAACUUUAGCCUCUCUUCACGAAUUCGCCAUCUACAUGAUAGGCUCCAUAGUUAGAAUGGUCAGCUAUUACGUUCACUCCAAAAUUGCAGAAAUGAAAGAGAGAAUUGACAGUAGCAACAGAAGGCCUGGUGAUCGCAACUUGUUCAUUCUUGGAACAAAUGAUCCAGUUCAGAUGGAAAAAUUUGUAACCAUCACUGGCGACGCUGAAAUAUAUGAUUACAAUACAAUAGGAGACAUAGCCUACACCUUUCUCAAUUACAUUAUUUCCGAUGAAAUGCAUGAAUUUGCAUUGCAAGGCAAACCCUUAAUUGAUAAAAAUUUCAUUUUUUGCGGUUGGCUAAUCAAGAAAGCAGGUAUUCUCAAAAUCCCUAGAUUAAUUCAUGCAAGAAUCAAUAUCGCAAUUGAAAGAAAGAACCUAGAAAAUGUUAUCGCGAGCUACGCGGCUGAGUCACACUUUGCCUUCAACAAGAGAGCCGAACUCUGGGACUUGCUCGACGA